AUGUCGGGUAUAAACGGCAUCGCAAAUUCUCUGCUUUCUGCCACAAACGAGAACAACCUUCAGCUCGCAUCUUUGAAAUUUGACUUCACACUCUGCAAGUUUGAGGCGCCCCCGGAGUAUCAGCGCCUGGGCUCGCUGUUAUCAGCCGACCGCAAAAGAGAUGCUGAAGAGGGGCCUAUGCACGUGACGGCGCAUAGGCUGGGGGCUCUUUUUGAGGAACUCAUCCCCCCGACUCCCCUGCUGGUGAAGACCUUCGGAACCCGCAUCUCCGAGGUGGUGGAAACCCCCGGAAUUAGCCCCCAGGGCUCAACUCUGCACGGUCCAUUUGAGAAAUACGUGGGCGCUGAUGGAACGGCACUCUGGGCGGCGGCGACGUCCGGAUUCGCAUCGAUUGGCAUCUGUCUCCUGGCAUGCCUUCUGGCACGAACUUGGGACGCCAAGCAUGCAACCGCGCUCUGGGUCGAGCUGGUGGACCAGCGGAAACGCGAGAUUGAAAAAGCAUUCGAGGAGAUGAGCGUGGUUUCGCACAAGGCCCUCUCCAGCGCCCGCCAGCGCAUCUCGCGAUAUGACCUGGCUCAAUGGGAUAACAGUGCACGGUCGUGGUUACGGAGUGCGGAUAAAGCAAAAGCCUUUGAGGUCACGCAGUUGAGUCUGAUUCAGCGCAAUAUCAACCUUCCAUUACCGUCCCACUCAAAGACGUAUGCAAACAUCUUACAUGUGUGGAAGCAGGCCAUGCAAGGCGUGGAGGCACUUCUGUCAGGGACGCCCUUGCUGGUCAACGAUGGCACUUUACUUCUUGCUUUCUCCUCAUGGCACUUGUUUCCAGACCUGAUUGUCCUCGGACAGGAGGCGAAGAAUGUCUGUUUCCGCGACAAGCUAUUCCCACAAGGGGGCAAGGCAACAAUUGGCGCUGGAACUGCUUCAGCAAGAAGCCCUUCCGGCGGGUUACAAUGGUCCUUGGCUUUCUCCCAUCUCAAGUUCUACGGAGAUCCCGUUCUGGCCCGUAAUGAUCGUGACUUCACCCGAGUGACAUUCCAAGAGCUGAAGCUGGUCGUGCUAGGGGGUCUUCUCAGUUCAUGGCGUGUCAGCGUUCGAGAUCAUCCGCCCAUCGCGCAGUGGUUCCUGGACAUCUGGUCGCUCUUGGGCACUAUCCCGAACGGGAGAGAUAAUCUCCCUUGGAUGGAGCAUCUCGUCGAAGCGGCGCAAGCCCUGCUGAGUACUGAUGAUCGGGAAAGAGAGAAAAACUCGCAGCUAGUUCAGUAUGGCCAGAGGAGAGCGAAGUCGUUCCUGGUUGAAGGCUCCAACUCAGUCUUAGCCCCUUUCUUUGGCCUAGGAAAUUCGCUCACAAGCCGAGGUCUAUCCCAGCGAACGGACGGGGACUGUGGAAUUGAGUAUCUUCGCUCUAUGGCUAAGGAGCUAGGCCUAAGAGACGCUUCUACAUUUGUAUGCUACACUCUCGCCAAGGGAAGAUCCAAUGACGGGUCGAGUCCUGCUCGUCAUGUCGGAAUCGCAACAGCUUUCCCAUGCAUGCGGGAGUCCCGAAAGCGGGGGCCGGAUGGCGAAGUUUUGAGCCACCCUACGCAUGCCCGAUGGUUAUUGGCAAGCAGCACGCCCCAUCAUUCAGCAGAUUUUCUUGCUUUCGAAGGUAUGAUGUCACAGACCUGCGCGGCCGCAGGCGAGCAAUUCUCCUCACUCAUCACCAAAUUUUCAACUGGGCUCAAUGAAAGUUUCACCUGGCCGGACCCUCCGGCUCCUUUUGGGCGCGAGGGGCAAACAUUACCGUGCUCUUAUCAUCUAGUGUUUGGAAAUCGGCAACUGGGGCUGUACACCGAGACUCUGGAAGAAAACGAACUGAGACAGGUGCAGCUCAAGGCAAACGCUUUAGCGACUCAAAGCCCUAGCCCCAGAGUGGCAUUGCAGAACUAUGCUCAGGCUACUCCCUCGCCUGUUCUCCUUGCCAAUUAUUUUGCUACUCUAAUCGAUAAAGGGACUCGAAAGCAACCAAGCUCAUCUCGGGAUACCUUUAAGUUUCAAUAUGAGCGCCCCGCUCACGGGGUAGGGUUUUCAACAUCCUCGUGUGCGUUCCCAGAGAAUCUCUGCAAAUCGUUGUUUGCUUUCAGCCUGGCAGCGGAUGUGUAUAAGAACCUCGAAGGAGCGACGAUCCCGCUCAAAAUCGUUAACAAGCCCCUGUAUGAAUGUCUGUGGCUACCAACCCCCUUUUGCCUGGAGUGCCAGGUCAAGGACCUCAGCGGCACUGACGUCCGGUUCAACUACAACGAACCUGUCGUUAUUCCUGCCCGGCCACAGCCCCUGGAUCUACCCCAGACCUUCUCCUGCAUCGCGCGGUUCGAGAGCGGAGCCAGCGAUGUAGACCCAGCCGACUUGCAACCGGCGCUCGCUCUAGCUUCUGGGGACUCAAUCUUCGUAGCCGCAGUGGUUCUCUCCGAUCCGUUCGACCGGCCCGUUCCACACCUCAUACGACGGAUCGUGGGCAACAUCGGACGGCCCGGGAUCAGCAUCCUCGUGGCCCCUCAGGACCCCAAAAUCCGCAAGCCCACCGACUCGUUCAACAUCAUCUCCCACGCUCCGUAUGACUUCCGUCGGGAGGACAAUUUCCGGAGCACCUCGCUGCAUCUCUCGUUCACCGAGUGGACCUUUCCUCUGUAUGCCGAGGAAGAGCGGACCAUCGACCAGGAUGUGAUGGUGGUGGAAUCGGUGAUCUCUGUUCUCGACCGCGGGCGAUGGGUGGCCGACCUUGAUAUCCGCGGCAUUGAUUUUGAGGGCCUUUCCCGCAUUACCACGACCACUUGUCAGGGACAUGGGCCGGCCUCCCCGCACCAAGACCAUCUCCGCACUAGCACCGACCUGCCUCAUGGUGAUUAUUUCUCUGUGGACAACUGGGAUGAGCUGUUGGAUGCCCCCGAGGGUUCGGGGAUCGUCCGUGCAUAUGGGAACUGGGCGGCCCGUCUCGCAGCCGUAAGCAUUCUGUCCCAGCAGGGCCAAGGUCACAGCAUCGGGGUCUUUGGUCCCGAGAAGGUUUGCUUCCAGUGCUAUGAGGCAGAGAGGUGGCAUAUUGAUGUGGAUGUGUUUGAGGAGCGUGAGGCACCACUGCCGUCCUUCUGUAUUGAUUAA
Penicilliopsis zonata CBS 506.65 is the source of this 3132-nucleotide messenger RNA. RefSeq lists its product as hypothetical. The record is from RefSeq and is a predicted model, not a curated record. NCBI's taxonomy places the organism in Eukaryota, Fungi, Ascomycota, Eurotiomycetes, Eurotiales, Aspergillaceae. The transcript has 2 exons. The coding region runs from base 1 to 3132 and encodes 1043 amino acids.